GGUCGACGGUGCACAGCUCAUUCUAAAUUUCUGCUCCGCUUUCCCCACCAUGCUCGACCACUGCUCCAUCUCGCACAAAGGCGGCAUCGUCCUCUGGUCGCGCUCCUUCACGCCUGACGCCUCGCACCUGGCUGCCUCCUCCGCAUCGCCCGUCAACUCGCUUAUCCGCGAGGCAUUGAUCGAGGGCCGCACAGCAGAAGAGAAGUAUGAGAAGGACGGCUACGCCGUGAAAUGGACGUUCGUCAACGACCUCGAGCUCAUAUUCGUGGUCGCAUACCAGCGUAUCCUGCAACUGACCUAUGUCGACGAUCUGCUCGCUGCUCUGAAGACGCUGUUCGUCAAGAUGUUCCAACCGUUUCUGGCGACCUUUGUGGCCUCGCUGCACGCUAUGAACUCCGGGAAGACGACUAUCAUCGAAGCGACCACGGCACUUAGUUUCGCACAUACUUUCGAUGGCUGGGACAAGAUAUUCGACAAACUGCUUAAGAGUCUGGAGGAAAAGGCCGCUCUGGACCGGCGGUCACGUCUGCGGCCAGUCGAGAAGGCCCUUGUGGAUGAUCUCUCCAGCUCUCCGCCCUCGGAAGAGCUGGAAACGCUCCCCACACAGUCUUCAGACACUCCGCAAGACGAGCAGCAAAUCGCGCGCAACGUGCAGGCACUUAAGAACCGCUUACGAGGCCGAGGUGGAAAACGCGGGGGGCGAGGGGGACGGUCGGAGGCCGGAAGCGGCAGGGAGAGCGUCCCUGGCUCCGAUACCGAAUCGACUCCCUCAAAGAAGAAGUCCAAAGUCGCCAAGGUACAACGCAAGUGGGGUGAUCAAGUCCCCACCGAAUCGGACAUGGCGUCUUUAGACUACAGCAUGGAUUCACCCAGUGAAGCAGGUCUUUCGCAGGACCUCGAAGCCCUUGUCGACCAGGCGUCACUUGGGGUUCGAACUCAAGAUGGAAUGUACGAGGUCAAAGAUUGGGAGUUCUCCAAAGAGGAAGACAGUGCGAUCGCGGCUGCCUUGAAAGGACCAGAGGUCAAGCCGGCGGCGUCCACCGGCUCUCUCGGCGCGUUGGGAUCCCUGUUCUCGCGCUUGACAGGGUCCAAAGUGCUCACUGAACAAGACCUGAAGCCUGUGCUCGACGGCAUGAAGCAGCAUCUCAUGAAGAAGAACGUCGCGGUCGACAUCGCUGAGAAAGUAUGCGAGGGAGUGGGUGAGAGUUUGAUAGGAAAGAAAGUGGGCGGGUUCCAAACCACCAACGCUGCUGUCAGGAUGGCCCUGUCGACGUCUUUGACACGUAUUUUGACUCCGAAAACUUCGACCGACCUGCUCCUUUCGAUUAGAACAAAGCUGUCUUCGCCGUUGCCGUCCACACAGCAGCGAAUGCCAUACAGCAUCACGUUCGUCGGAGUCAACGGGGUGGGAAAGAGCACCAAUCUUUCUAAAGUCUGCUUCUGGCUGAUCCAGAACGGGCUCCGAGUGCUGAUUGCUGCAUGCGACACCUUCCGGAGUGGAGCGGUUGAGCAGCUCCGAGUGCAUGUUCGCAAUCUAAGCAUGCUGGGAGUGGACGGCGCCACUGAUAGCAAGGGCCGAGUUGAAUUGUUUGAAAGGGGAUACGGCAAGGACGCGGCUGGCAUCGCACGGGAAGCCAUCAGCUAUGGCCGGGACAACGACUUCGAUGUUGUUCUGAUAGAUACGGCUGGUCGCAUGCAAGACAACGAGCCUCUCAUGCGUGCUCUCGCCAAGCUGGUGGCGGUCAAUUCCCCGGAUAAGAUCAUCUUCGUGGGAGAAGCCCUCGUCGGAAACGAAGCGGUCGAUCAGUUGACCAAGUUCGACCGAGCUCUGCGUGACUUCUCUUCUGCAUCUGGGGCUGGCAAAGGGCGCGGCAUAGACGGGAUGCUUGUGACCAAGUGGGACACCGUAGACGAUAAAGUCGGCGCAGCACUGUCGAUGACCUACGUUACUGGCCAGCCCAUCAUUUUCGUCGGUUGCGGACAGACGUAUACCGAUCUGCGGCAAUUGAGAGUCGCUAAUGUUGUUCAAGCCAUUUUAGCCAACUAAAGCGGGUAUAAUCCGGGAAUCGAUCAUAGACCGGUGGCUAGACUUUUCCUCCGAAUAGACCGAGAGAGCGGGAUCUGUAAAGGACAUGCUGCUCCGGUACGACUGUGAUUCAGCUGCGUAGUAAGCCGAAGGAUAGACGACAUUGAAGUUCUCUCGGAUGAAGUCUUCGGACGGCGCGGUGCGACGUCUCUGCCGUCUUCGCAGCAGGAAGAAGGCACCCAGACUCAAGAUAGUCAGCAGCGCUAGAGCGCCAAGGAUACCGGCUACUAUCGCGCCAGUUGGGGCGUGGGAAGUGGCACUCGUCGACGCUUUUGGCUGCACUGUGCUCUCUGGAGCGAUGUCAGAUGCGCCCGUCGA
This is a messenger RNA of Mycena citricolor, 2404 nucleotides long. The record is from the annotation of a GenBank genome assembly. Lineage: Eukaryota; Fungi; Basidiomycota; Agaricomycetes; Agaricales; Mycenaceae.